UCUCUCCUUCCGGGCUGUCACAUAUGGUAGAGGUACCAGGAAGGCUUCCACCCCUCUGAGAACCAGGAGGCUAAACCAGGAGCAGCAGGGCCAAGGUGACCAUUGGCUAGGUAAAGACUCAAGGCACCAGACGAACCAUCUCACCUUCUCCACUGAAGCAAAGAAAUAGGAGCCCUGAGCCCUCAGGUUACCACUGACCCCACGCCUCCCAUCACUGGACAGGAUGAGAGUGUCAGGUCUGAUUCGCCUCUCUGCCCUCCUCUUUGCCCUGGUAGCCUUGUGGAUCUUCCUUCGCAACUCCUCCAGCUUCAGCCGGAAAACUAUCCGUCUGCCACGCUGGCUGGCAGGCAAGGCCCCUCCGGAGAUACGGGUGGAAAAGAACAAGUGUGGGCUCAGCAAGCCCUGCCCAGACAACUUCUUUGCGUUUAAAAUCUGCAGUGGGGCUGCCAACGUCGUGGGCCCUUCCAUAUGCUUUGAAAAUGAGAUUAUCAUGAGUCCUGUGAAGAACAACGUGGGCAGAGGCCUGAACGUCGCUCUGGUGAACGGAAGCACAGGGCACAUGCUGAGACAGGGCUCCUUCGACAUGUACUCUGGAGAUCCCAAACUCCUACAGAAAUUCCUUGUAGAAAUCCGGGAGGGUGUGCUGGUGCUGGUGGCCUCCUAUGAUGACCCAGGGACCAAAAUGAAUGACGAAAUCAGGAAGCUCUUCUCCAACUUGGGGAGCGUCUAUGCCAAGAAUCUGGGCUUCCGGGAUAGCUGGGUCUUCUUAGGGGCCAGAGACCUCAAGAACAAAAGCCCCUUUGAGCAGUUCUUGAAGAAUAGCCCAGACACCAACAAAUAUGAGGGAUGGCCAGAGCUGCUGGAGCUGGAGGGCUGUGUGCCCCAGAAGGUAUUCUAGGCCAGCCCUUCCUGGGCCAGGAGCCCAAAGAACUUUCUGGCUGACUUGGGAGCAGAGCUCAGGGUGGGCUGCUGCUGCGCCAGCAGGGACAGAUCCGGAGGAAGAGGAGGAAGUAGCUGUGUGGACAGUGCUCGCUGCCCUGCACAUAUGAACGGCCACCCCUCUGCAACAACGAAGUGUCCCCUGUCCUUUGUCCCCUGCCCCCCCUCCCUCUGCCUGGCGAUGACAGCGUCAGGGCUCUGUGGAGAGAACAGGGGUUCUCUGUCAGGGA
Messenger RNA from Dipodomys spectabilis (banner-tailed kangaroo rat), 1169 nucleotides. RefSeq names its product FAM3 metabolism regulating signaling molecule D (gene Fam3d). The transcript has 10 exons. The coding region runs from base 224 to 898 and encodes 224 amino acids. The record is from RefSeq and is a predicted model, not a curated record. Lineage: Eukaryota; Metazoa; Chordata; Mammalia; Rodentia; Heteromyidae.